UCACUUAAACUGAAUCAGUUAUCAAUCGGAAAGACAACUUUGGGUCAGAUUAUAAACUUAAUGACAAACGAUACAAAUAGAUUUGAUGAGUUUGCAGUGUUUGCCAGUUAUUUUAUAAUAGCGCCCAUUCAGACGGGCAUUAUUAUAUAUAUAACGUACACAUGUAUGGGAUGUGCAAGUUUGGUGCCAGUUGGUUUAAUAGUUUUACUUAUUGUUUUACAAUUGUUCAUGGGCAAAAUGUUUUCAAAAGUUAGAUUAAUGACAGCUAAGCUUACAGACAAUAGGCUCCGGCAUAUGGUUGAGAUCAUAUCCGGUAUGCGAAUCGUUAAAAUGUAUUCCUGGGAACAGUCCUUCACAGACCUCGUGGCUGAGGCACGAAAACAAGAAGUGUCGUGUAUACAGAAAUCUUGUUUUCUAAAGGCAAUCAAUUUGUCGUUAUAUAGUAUGGCAUCCAAAUUGAUCUUAUUUUCCAGUUUUAUUACUUUAGUAUUAAGCGGUGAUGUACUGACCGCUAAGACUGUAUUUGUGUCAAUGAUGCUAUUCAAUAAUGUUAAGGACAAAAUGACCUGGUUCUUUCCACAGGCAAUUACUUUUGGCGCCGAGCUAUUAGUUUCUUGCAAUAGAAUACAAGUAACAUUGACCAUGGAGAGCCCGUAUCCAACCCUUCAGAAUAUUUCUGCACAUUUAAAACCCGGAGAUUUAUUAGCUGUGAUCGGACCGGUGGGGGCGGGAAAGAGCUCAUUAUUAAUGACAGUAUUGAAAGAACUACCGGUGCUGUCGGGGAGUAUAAAAACGGUGGGAUCGAUAAGCUAUGCCUCUCAGGAGUCCUGGAGUUUCAAUACUAGUGUCCGAAAUAAUAUACUUUUUGGAGCCGAAUAUAACGAAUCCCGAUAUAAACGAGUGGUAGAGGUGUGCGCUUUGAAGCGAGACUUUGAGAUAUUUCCGUUCGGAGACAAGACAUUAGUCGGUGAGAGAGGAGUACAGCUAUCGGGGGGACAGAAGGCCCGCAUCACGUUAGCCAGAGCUCUGUACCGGAACUCAGACAUCGUAUUAAUGGACGACCCGUUGAGUGCUGUCGACACUAGUGUUGCCGAACAUAUAUUUGAUAAAUGUAUAGUCGACUACUUGUGCGACAAAAUCCGUAUUCUAGUCACACAUCAAAUCCAAUUCAUACGAAAAGCGACACAAAUAUUGGUUUUGAACGACGAGGGAAAGUGUCUGGGAUUGGGAUCCUAUGAUGAGCUCCAGUCCCGGGGCUUAGACUUCAUGUCUAUUCUCAGCGAUCAGGAGAGGGAAGCGGACGAUAAGAAGGCAGAGGCGGAGAACAGGGAGACGAGUGAACUAAAGCGUACGAUUUCACAAAAGAGUUACGACAAAAAAAUAAAAUUUCGGAUAACUUCUAUGACAGAGAGUUUAACGAAAGAUAGUGACCCCAAUAUUAUUGACGAGUGCCGGGAAACGGGUUCAAUAUCUGGCAAAGUAUAUUGCACAUUUAUUAAGGCAGGCGCCGGCACAUUACUAUUUUCCCGGAUCGGACUAUUUUCUUACGCAAUGGUGAAUAAAUUGAAAUCAUUGAACAUGACUGACAAAAAUCAAAACACGGCUAAUAUUAAUAGUAAUGAUCAAAACAAAGAUGUGAUUAUCUACUCCUCAAUGAUGGCCGCGCUGUUCAUCGCAUCCCUAUUGAGAGCCAUCACAUGGUUUGUGAUGUUUAUGAGGGCUUCGGUUAAUCUCCACAACACUAUAUUCUAUCGUCUAUUACGGGCCCCAAUAUCUGUCUUUGACAAUAACUCAGUUGGUAGGAUAUUAAAUCGCUUUUCAAAAGAUCUUGGUACAAUUGAUGAGCAACUGCCAAGUACAGCGUUUGAGGUCAACCUGAGUAUAACCCAAGGUAUCGGUGGAAUAAUAAUGAUCGCAAUCGUCAAUCCAUACAUGAUCAUACCAGCAUUUAUUGUAUUUGUAGUGCUUUUAACAGCUAGAGCAAUUUACAUUAAAUCAGCCAGGGACAUUAAACGAGCCGACGGUUUAACCCGGAGUCCAGUGUUUUCACACGUGAGCACUACAUUCAAUGGGUUAACUAGUGUUAGGGCCUUUGGGGCACAGGAGAUGUUCAAGCAACAAUUCUACGUCUACCAAGAUGAUCACUCGGCCACCUGGAUGCUCGUUAUCACUGCUAACCGGGCAUUUGGUUUAAUAAUAGACGGAUUGUGUUUUCUCUAUACGGUUAUCGCAUUUGCGGUGUUUAUGGUAUUCCCCGAACAGUUGGGAGCGGGAGAAGUGGGACUCGCUUUAACAUCAGCCCUAAUGUUACCGCAUUCGACUCAAUGGGGAGCCCGACAGUCGGCAGAGAUGGAGAGUCAGAUGACUUCAGUCGAGCGCAUCAUUGAGUACUCAAAACUACCACAAGAGGCGGCCCUCACAGCACAUGAUAGCCAUAAACCCCCUCCCGAUUGGCCACAGAAGGGACAGAUAGAGCUCAAGGAUAUGAGUUUGUGUUACGAGGGAUCAGACAAACCGGUGCUCAAGAACUUGAGUUGUGUUAUAAAGAGUGGAGAGAAGAUAGGGAUCUGUGGGCGGACGGGCGCCGGCAAGUCGUCCAUCAUAUCAGCGCUGUUUCGUAUGGUUGAGCCGAAGGGGGAGAUAGUUAUGGACGGCAUUAACAUGGGUUCAGUAGGUUUGCAUGACUUGCGGUCAAAGAUCUCAAUCAUACCUCAAGACCCGGUGGUCUUCACGGGAAGUGUGAGAAGAAAUUUGGAUCCUUUCGGCGAAUACAGCGACCAAAGGAUAUGGAGUGCCUUAGAAGAGGUGCAGCUGAAGGGGGCGGUGGGGGACCUCCCGGGCCAGUUGGACGGCCAGUUGGCCGAAGGGGGCGCUAAUCUGAGUGUAGGUCAGAGGCAGUUGGUAUGUCUGGCGCGGGCUAUACUGCGGCACAAUAGGGUACUAGUGCUGGACGAGGCGACCGCUAAU
Messenger RNA from Medioppia subpectinata, 2967 nucleotides. Lineage: Eukaryota; Metazoa; Arthropoda; Arachnida; Sarcoptiformes; Oppiidae. The record is from the annotation of a GenBank genome assembly.